GCUUUACGCGCCAGCUUUGGCCUUGGCCACCGAGCAGCGGAAUCGGCGGCGGAGAAUGGAGAGUAGCGAUGAGGCAGCAGUCGAGAAGUGCCGCGUCCACUUGCGCCCCGGCACCCUGCGCGACGCCGCUAGCGCCACGCUGCAUCUUCUGCCUUGCGAGGUUCUAGUUAACCGGCCCGCCCCCGUGGACCGCUUCUUCACCCCAGCCAUUCGACAGGGUCCCAACGGACUCGAAGUGUCGUUUCGGGGCCGCAAACUACGAGGCGAGGAGGUGGUGGUGCCUCCCGGCCUCGUGGGAUACGUGAUGGCGAUGGAGGAGCAGGGAGAGGUGUCGAUGGAGAAGGACUUCUCGGAGGGUGACGAGCGAGAGGAGCAGGAGCGGGCAGGACCCCGCGAGGCGCUGGAGCGGGACUUCGACCAGUUUAUCGGAGCCAUCGCCAGUUUCAGCCGCUUCACGCUAUGGGGCCUGGAGACCAUUCCUGGUCCGGACGCCAAAGUGCGCGGGGCCCUAACCUGGCCCAGUCUGGCCGCAGCGAUUCACGCACAGGUGCCUGAAGACUGAGAGCCGGAACUUGAAAUUGAAAGCCACUGGUUCCUUCACCCCAAUAAACAAGCUCUUCAUUUUGGAACCACUGAUUCCAUCACCCCAAUAAACAAGCUCUUCACAGCA
Messenger RNA from Nyctereutes procyonoides (raccoon dog), 670 nucleotides. It is a transcript of the gene RNASEH2C, whose product is annotated as ribonuclease H2 subunit C. The coding region runs from base 56 to 562 and encodes 168 amino acids. The record is from RefSeq and is a predicted model, not a curated record. Gene Ontology annotation, biological process: RNA catabolic process. Gene Ontology annotation, cellular component: ribonuclease H2 complex. The transcript is spliced from 4 exons. NCBI's taxonomy places the organism in Eukaryota, Metazoa, Chordata, Mammalia, Carnivora, Canidae.